GCCUCCAUUGGGUUUGCCAAAUUAGCUAGUCGGCGCCCCAAUACGUCGAGAACCCUAAUGGCGUGCUCUUCUAGAAGAUCCAACUCCGCCGUUCCACCGGUUUCGAGGCCCCUCCUACGAUCCGCAUCUCCCGCAGCGGUUGCAGGCGCCGCCCCCUUCUCUUCCUCCUACCGCUCCUCUGCCUCUUCUCCCUUCGCUUCCUCUUCCUCCGCCAACUCGUCCACCUUCUUCCAUCACCGCUCCGCCUCUCCUACCCGCGUCUACCUCGUCGGAUCCACGCCUUCCCCCAGAAAUCCGUCCGUCCACUUCUCCCUCGAUCGAUCUACUUCCCCAGGCCGUUCCCUCGCCGUCGUCGACCGGCGCCGUCCCGCCUCCGCCUCGGCCGCCGCACCUGCCCGUCGCACCUGCAUGUGCUCUCCCACCACUCACCCCGGCUCCUUCCGCUGCAGCCUCCACAAGGGCCUCCGCUUUCCCCCUCACCACAACCAACACGCCGCUUCUUCGUCGCCGUCGAACCGCCUCAACGCCCGCCGUUCCGCGAUGACCAACUCGCUGGUCCGAAUCGGAGCCGUGGAGGGCGAGUGGGUGAAGCGCGCUCUUGCCUCCCUCAUCCGUCCGUCCUCGCACCAGCAGCGCCGGCGGGCCGACUUCCGUCCGCGUCUCAGUCGCCUCUCCGUCAUGUCCAAGGCCGACGAUGUCUAGAUUCCGCCGUCUCAUCCGCCGAUCUCGAAGCAGCGAAGUUUUGCGUUGCGUUGCCAACUCCAGUUCGUCGGUUUCUUCCCCGUCGUGCGUUCCGUUGCCAACCCAUUCGCUUUCCGUGGGGGAAUGGCGGUCGCUUGGAGUGCACGAAACUUUUGUCGACUUCCGGAGUAAGUCUCAAAAGAAUCAAAUAAAGGAGAAGGGGAAACGUCCCUGGAAACUAAUCAAAUUGGGGAGUGGGCCAACUGCGAUGGGGAGAAACGCACUAUCGACAGCUGUACGCCAACUCAACUUCUAAAAACAAAGAAUUAUUAACCAUUUUCUUGAAAAAAUAAUCCAUGAAUUAAGAUGACAAGAUAUUUGAAAAUGUAAAAAAUAUCAGCCAAUUACUAAAACCUAAAAAAUGUUCGUAACAAUGCUAUGAAACCCCCCUAAUUAUGAUGAAAUUUAAAUAUGAUAUAUAAUUUAAUUCGGUCUAAAAAUUUAGAGAUCAAAAUAUCUUAAACCAAAAUGAAGGAUGUGUACAGCUGUGGCCAAAGAUUCCAAGGAAUAUUUAAUAAAUAAGAUUGAGAUUGAUGUGAUCAAAAACCAGUGGAUGAGAUCAAAUUGGACACUCAUCCCUUUCUAAUUCCUCGUCCACAGGAGUCAAUUUCUUUCUCUGACACUGCACGAAAAUAAAUGAAUAAACACACGGCCCAUAUCAUCAGUGGAUGAGAUCACAUCUCUUGUUUUCCCUAACAGUAUUAUAUAAUUAUUGUCUUCAAAUUUCAA
Molecule: messenger RNA, 1470 nt
Organism: Musa acuminata AAA Group (dessert banana)
Lineage: Eukaryota; Viridiplantae; Streptophyta; Magnoliopsida; Zingiberales; Musaceae
Exons: 3
Coding region: 58-702 (214 amino acids)
Source: RefSeq, a predicted model, not a curated record